Bufo bufo (common toad) is the source of this 1081-nucleotide messenger RNA. Its product is annotated as tetraspanin-36-like. Lineage: Eukaryota; Metazoa; Chordata; Amphibia; Anura; Bufonidae. The transcript has 7 exons. The coding region runs from base 88 to 810 and encodes 240 amino acids. Gene Ontology annotation, biological process: protein maturation; regulation of vascular endothelial growth factor signaling pathway; protein localization to plasma membrane. The record is from RefSeq and is a predicted model, not a curated record. Gene Ontology annotation, cellular component: membrane.
CAUGUGACUGCUGAGUCAAGGGGAUGGUCAUGUGUGAUCCAGAGGCUUUAUUACUGCUGCAGACCCUGGAGGAGAAGCACUCUCAUCAUGGGGUUAGGGGUAUUCACAUCCAAGACCUUCCUGGUCCUCCUCAGCUUGGUCUUUGUGGCGGCUGCGGUAGCACUGGGCUAUGUCGGCAUUAACAUCAUUGUCACCUACAAGCAAUAUGAGGACUUCAUAAAAAAUGCCUUUGUUAUGCUCCCCGCCAUCAUCAUCCUGGCUGUGGCUGUGCUCAUGUUCAUCAUUGGGCUGCUGGGAUGCAUCUCAUCCAUACAGGAGUCCUGCUGCGGCCUUGGCUGUUUCAUCACCCUGAUCUCCAUCAUGUUUGCUGCAGGAGUGGUCACCCUGGUCUUGGGACUUGUGUACAAGGAUAAGAUCGAUCCUUUACUUCAGGAAAACAUGAACUUUUUGUUUGAAAAAUAUGAUGGAAAAAAUGUAGAGAGUUCCGCCAUUGACUUCAUCCAGCAUGAGUUGCAGUGCUGUGGGAUAGAGAAUUACACCAGCUGGGAGAACACUACUUGGUUCCAGUUUAACCACUCCGUGCCAGUGAGCUGUUGUAAGAGGAACGAGACGGACUGUCAGGGCAAACUGGAUGCCCUCAACAAGAUUAACACAGAGGGCUGCGAAGUGAAACUAGAGGAUGUGUUGAACAGAGUCCUCGGCUUCUCCAUGUUGGUGAUACUUGGGUUUGCUGUCCUUGAACUCCUUGCUUUAAUAAGCUUGUGCAUCAUCCACCGUAGAAAUGUAAGGGAAGGAUACCAGGUGCUCUAGAACCGCUCCAGAACGUCCUCAAGACAUCGGAGAGCAGAAGAAUGUAUGAUGAUACCGAACGCUGUAUGGAUGAACCCUAGGAAGUAACUCUAGAUCUUUCUAAAUGUCUAAUCGGACACUGGACUGUAAUACUGGAUAAUCCUCUAAUGUACGCAGUACUAAUGGUUUAUUUUAUGGUAUUAUGUAUAUAGGAGAGUGCAUGGGAUUAUUUCGCUUUUUGAAAUGAAACCUAUAUAUUGAAUAAAAUAUUUGUGAAGAUAGUUGUAUAAAU